AUCGCGCGAGGGAUGCGGGCACCUCGUCCCCCUGUCUUCUGUGGCGGAGCUGCCUGGCGGAAGCGGGAACGGCGCAGCCUGGCGUAAAGGUGCACGGCAUACUGGGACAUGUAGUCUGGCUGGGGCUCGGACGCCCCCUCGGAUGAAUGGGACCGAGGCUGACUGCGAACUACAGCUCCUUGGUGGCAGCGUCGGUGUUGACCGCGGGGGAAGGGGAGACCCGGCGGCCCCGGGUGAGAGCGGCUCUCCAGGACCGUGCUAUGUGCUGCGCUGUGGCGAGGCAGGAGGCCGGCUUCCUGGGGUAGCGGUAUAAGCGGGCGCUUACUCUGUGCGCUCGCUCCCCCAACCCUGCACCGGCAAUGCGCCCGGCCUUGGCGGUGGGCCUGGUGUUCGCAGGCUGCUGCAGUAACGUGAUCUUCCUAGAGCUCCUGGCCCGGAAGCAUCCAGGAUGUGGGAACAUUGUGACAUUUGCACAAUUUUUAUUUAUUGCUGUGGAAGGCUUCCUCUUUGAAGCUGAUUUGGGAAGGAAGCCACCAGCUAUCCCGAUAAGGUACUAUGCCAUAAUGGUGACCAUGUUCUUCACCGUGAGCGUAGUGAACAACUAUGCCCUGAAUCUCAACAUUGCCAUGCCCCUGCAUAUGAUAUUUAGAUCCGGUUCUCUAAUUGCCAACAUGAUUCUAGGAAUUAUCAUUUUGAAGAAAAGAUACAGUAUAUUCAAAUAUACCUCCAUUGCCCUGGUGUCUGUGGGGAUAUUUAUUUGCACUUUUAUGUCAGCAAAGCAGGUGACUUCCCAGUCCAGCUUGAGUGAGAAUGAUGGAUUCCAGGCAUUUGUGUGGUGGUUACUAGGUAUUGGGGCACUGACUUUCGCUCUUCUGAUGUCCGCAAGGAUGGGUAUAUUCCAAGAGACUCUCUACAAACAAUUUGGGAAACACUCCAAGGAGGCUUUGUUUUAUAAUCACGCCCUUCCACUUCCUGGUUUCAUCUUCUUGGCUUCUGAUAUUUAUGACCAUGCAGUUCUAUUCAAUAAGUCUGAGUUAUAUGAAAUUCCAGGCAUCGGAGUGACCCUGCCCAUCAUGUGGUUCUACCUCCUCAUGAACAUCAUCACUCAGUACGUGUGCAUCCGGGGUGUGUUCAUCCUCACCACAGAAUGCACCUCCCUCACCGUCACGCUCGUCGUGACCCUGCGCAAAUUUGUGAGCCUCAUCUUUUCCAUCUUGUACUUCCAGAACCCCUUCACCCUGUGGCACUGGCUGGGCACCUUGUUUGUCUUCAUUGGGACCUUAAUGUACACAGAGGUGUGGAACAACCUAGGGACCACAAAAAGUGAGCCUCAGAAGGACAACAAGAAGAACUGAGGCCUGCCUGGAGUAUGUAGACCAGUGUCGUCGUGAGGGAGGGACCACCGUUUUCGCUUUUGUUAAUGCCGAGCUACCCGCAGUGCUGAGCCAGCCAUGCAACAGGAAAUCUUCAGGAGGAGGGGACUUCUCACAUUGCUCAUACUGACACGUGUAGACUGAAUAGAAACCCCUCAGCCCUAAAAUAGAAAAAAGAACAGUUCUGGACUA
Piliocolobus tephrosceles (Ugandan red Colobus) is the source of this 1565-nucleotide messenger RNA. It is a transcript of the gene SLC35B4, whose product is annotated as solute carrier family 35 member B4. The transcript has 10 exons. NCBI's taxonomy places the organism in Eukaryota, Metazoa, Chordata, Mammalia, Primates, Cercopithecidae. Gene Ontology annotation, cellular component: endoplasmic reticulum membrane; Golgi membrane. Gene Ontology annotation, biological process: UDP-N-acetylglucosamine transmembrane transport. The coding region runs from base 360 to 1355 and encodes 331 amino acids. Gene Ontology annotation, molecular function: UDP-N-acetylglucosamine transmembrane transporter activity; UDP-xylose transmembrane transporter activity. The record is from RefSeq and is a predicted model, not a curated record.